Molecule: messenger RNA, 600 nt
Organism: Penicillium expansum
Lineage: Eukaryota; Fungi; Ascomycota; Eurotiomycetes; Eurotiales; Aspergillaceae
Exons: 2
Coding region: 1-600 (199 amino acids)
Source: RefSeq, a predicted model, not a curated record
AUGAAGUUCACUGCUGCCAUUGGCGUUGCUGCCCUAUCCAUGGCCCCAUCUGCUGCGGCCUGGAAGCUGCCUCAUGCCAACAAGGCUGACGCUGCCACUCCUACUGGUUCUUCUUCCAGUGGCUUCCCUGGCGGUUUCCCAUCCGGAACCCCAUCUGUCACUCCAACCGGAACUCCAACCGGGUUCCCAACUGGAUGGCCUACUGAAUGGCCUACUGGGUGGCCCACCGGAUGGCCCACUGGAUGGCCUACUGCAUUCCCAACUGGAUUCUCCUUUGGCCGCCGAGCACCUGGUCAUGGACCUGGCCUUAAGGGACCCGGCCACGGAGGGCAUGAAGGACAUGGUCAUGGAGGACACGAAGGACACGGUCAGGGACCCAAGUCCACCCGCUUCCCCACCAGCUCUCCUACCAGUUCUCCUACCAGCGCGCUUCCUGGAUUCCCCGAGUCCACCGGUGUUCCCCCUGGGUUCCCCGGUGGCUUCUCUGGUAGCCAAGCCUCUAGCGGUUCCUUCACCACUCUGCCUAUUGCUACCGCGACUGCUGGUACUGUUGAGCAGGGUGACUUCGCUCGUCGACACGCCCGUCAUAUGUUGUUCUAG